This is a messenger RNA of Rhineura floridana, 568 nucleotides long. RefSeq names its product phosphoinositide interacting regulator of transient receptor potential channels (gene PIRT). Lineage: Eukaryota; Metazoa; Chordata; Lepidosauria; Squamata; Rhineuridae. The transcript has 2 exons. Gene Ontology annotation, molecular function: phosphatidylinositol bisphosphate binding; transmembrane transporter binding. Bases 117 to 539 code for a protein of 140 amino acids. The record is from RefSeq and is a predicted model, not a curated record. Gene Ontology annotation, biological process: phosphatidylinositol-mediated signaling; positive regulation of cation channel activity.
AGCAGGGCUCUUAUAUUCUUGUUUGGGGAUCAGAGGAGGUGUGACUGAACUCCCCCAGAAAAAAGGACAGCAGGGGAAAGAGGUAUUAAUGUUCUGAGACUGUAUAACAGAUAACCAUGGAAACCCAGCCAAAAGAAAUAGAGGAGGGAGAGAAGUCCCCAGAGUCCAAGGACUUGCUGCCCAGCCAAACAGCCAGCAGCUUGUGCAUCAGCUCACGCAGUGAGUCCAACUGGAAUGCUCCCCGCCAGAACAAGUGGGAUAUUUAUCACAAGCCAGUCAUUGUACUAUCAGUGGGUGGAGCCGUGUUUCUCUUUGGCGUGGCUAUCACCAGCCUGACCUGCCUCACCACGGACAAAAAACCCAGCAUGAGCAACAAAACUAAGGAGGCAUUUAAACUGUGCGGCCCGGCCUUCCUCUCCCUGGGCCUCAUGCUGCUAGUGUGCGGGCUCGUCUGGAUCCCCAUCAUCCGCAAAAAGCUGAGACAGAAGCAGAAGUAUCACAUCCUCCAGAGCAUCAAAUCUUUCUUCCUCAACCGCUGAAAGCAGCUCUCACGUUCAGCCAGAAAGUG